UGGAGCAGAUUGUAUGUGACUAUGUCGUUGCCCCUGUUGUGAAAUUUAUUACACGUCAUAUCACGAAACACCUAGGAUAUGUGAUUUGCACCAAAAAACAUGUUACGAGCAUGAGAGAAAAAUUGAGUCUUUUGGUGGAUACAAACACCGAUGUUACAGAGCACAAGAACAGAAAUGAAAUAAAUAAUAAGGAGAUACCUGCUCGUGUAGAUGCUUGGUUGGGAGAGGUUGAGAAGGUCAAGGAUGAAGUCGAAAGCAUCUCAGAUGAUGCCAUUGGAUGUUUACACAUGAAAAAUAGGUACCUAGCCGGAAGAAACGCAUCCAAGGCAACUGUGAGGAUCCAAGAACUUAUUACAGAAAAUUCUAAGAUUACUUGGACCGAUGCCCCAUUGGCUACUGGAAGAGCCACAUCCUCCACCACUUCUACACCGUUAUCAUUGCCACCGGGUGGAGAUGACUUCAAGUCCAGAGACGUGCCGUUCAACGAUGCAUUUAAGCUCCUUCAACAAGACGACAACACGAGUCAAGUGAUAGCCUUGUGUGGAAUGGGGGGUGUAGGAAAAACCACCAUGAUGGAACAACUCAAAAAAGUUGUAGAAAACAAGAAGAUGUUUGAUUUCGUUGUGAAAGUAACUGUUGGGCAAAAUCCUAACAUGCUUUCUAUUCAGGAUGAUAUAGCCAUACAAAUAGGAGGUGAAGGUAUACGUGAAGCGACUGUAAAGGCAGAUACUCUUCGUACAAAAUUUGAAAAAACGUUAGAAGAUGGUAAAAAAAAGAUUCUAGUUAUAUUAGAUGAUGUGUGGGAGAAGGUUGACAUCAAGGAUAUUGGACUAACAAGUCCUUUGCCAAAAGGCGUCAAGUUGUUGUUGACAUCAAGAUACUCAAAUAUUUGCACACAAAUUGCGGCUGAUGCUUUUACCCUUCCUCAAGUAGUCCAAGUCAAUGUGUUGUCAGAUGAGGAAGCACAGAAGUUCUUUUCUGAAUAUACCGGAGUUUCUAAAGAACAUGAUCAAUAUCGGUUUCAAAUAGGAUGUGAUAUUGUCAAAAAAUGUGGUAAUUUGCCUCUUGCCAUCAAGAUCAUUGGCAGAACCCUUAAAUCUCAAGAAAAAUAUGUGUGGAGGGAUACACUUGUCCGUCUAAAGAAUCAUGAUCUUGAUGAUAACGUGCAAGAAAUUAUCAGUAUAAGCUAUGAGUAUGUAAGAAACGAUGAGGAUAAAGCGAUUUUUCUACAUUGUGGCUUGUUCCCUGAGGACUCUGAUAUUGAAAUAGAGGAUCUGGUAAGACAUGGAUGGGGCCUAAAGUUGUUUAAAAAUAUUUCCACUUUGGGAGAGGCUCGAGACAGGACAUACACAUGUGUGCGCAAUCUCGUAAAUGCAAAUUUGUUGAUGGACAGUGAACAGCCUGGAUGUGUUAAAUUGCACGAUCUUGUACUUGCUUUUGUGUUAGCAACAGUUUCCAAAUGUGAUUUUGCUUGGAUUGUAAACCAUGGCGAUGUGUCCACGUGGGGUAGAGACCAAAUGAAUGAAUCUUGCAAAAGAAUUUCAUUAACAUGCAUGGGUAUGUCGGAGUUUCCUAGAGACUUCAAGUAUCCAGACCUCUCUCUUAUACAACUUAUGGAUGGGGAUUUGUCGCUCAAGUUUCCGAAAGAUUUUUAUGCAAGUAUGGAAAAUCUCAAAAUCAUUGCAUUUUAUAAAAUGCAAUAUCCACCGCUUCCGACAUCUCUUCCAUUUUCGACCAACCUUAAAUCACUUUGUCUCCAUGAAUGCAAAUUGAUGUCUGACUGCUCUUUCAUUGGAGAUCUUGUGAAUUUGGAGGUGCUCAGUCUUGCUUAUUAUGGCAUCCGCAAGUUACCAUCUAAGAUAGGGAAUCUAAGAAAGCUGAAGUUACUAGAUCUGACAGGAUGUGCCGACCUUCAUAUUGAUGAUGGCGUCUUUAUAAAUUUAGUCAAACUUGAAGAGCUUUAUAUGAUAGUUUCUCAUAAGGAAGCUAUCCAGUUCAAGGAUGCUAAUCUGAAAGAGCUGAAGAUGCUUUCAAGCCAACUUUGUGCAUUAGAGGUCGAGUUCAUGAAUAUUAGCCACCUAAAAGAUUUUUCCUUUGAGAAACUUGAUAAGUUCAAGAUAUCUAUAGGCUGUCUAUUCAAUGGAGGACCAACUUCCUUCAAAAAUACAUUAAAAGUAAAGCUUUUGACCGAGCGCAGCAGCGACCUUGUGGAUUACAAAAUUGAUGAGUUGGUUAAGCAGUCCGAGAGUCUUUAUUUGCAUAUGGAGCACAUGAGUGGUCUUGAAGAUUUUGUUCCAGUCAAUCCUUAUGAUCAAAGCUUUUUUUCGUAUCUAAGAGACUUUCAUGUUCAUGGUUGUGGUAAGUUGAAAUAUCUCUUCCCAAUACAUGUGACACGUUGUUUCAAGAAACUUGAGCGCCUCAGUAUUUCGUCAUGCUAUGUUUUGGAAGCACUGGUGCAUGAUUAUGAAGGCGAGAUAAAUAGUGAAGGCGAGAUGAUCAAUUUUGAGGAGCUAAAGAAUUUAUCUUUAGAUUGCUUACCAAAGCUUGUACGUUUGUUCCCGGUUGAUAGUGUGGUUGAGCUACCACAACUGGUUAAAUUGAGUGUUUGUGACCUUCCCAGCAUCACUUGCAUUUAUCCUGACAAUAAAAAUACUUCUGCAUUGCAACAAGCACUCUUUAACAGUCAGGUUAGAAUUUCCGAGUUGAAAGACCUAAGUAUUCAAGAUAUGCAGAAUCUGAAGUGGAUAUGGCCGAGUAGCAGUGAGGAUGAAUUUGAUAGUAUUCCCAUGUUAAGAGACAUUGAGGUGGAAAAGUGUUAUAAACUUGAGAAUCUAUUUCCAACCAAUCCAAUGCGAUUAUUGAAACAUCUUGAACAAAUAAUAAUUUCAAAGUGUUACCUUGGAGAGAUAUUCAACAUAGACUUGGAAUGUUUUGGUGAAGUUGAACAAGUUAUCAACAUCAGCUUGCGUUACAUUUGGGUGGGCGGUUUUCAUACAGAGUGUCACGUGUGGAGUAUAAAAGGUGGUGAAAGAAACUCAAGUUUUCAUGACUUUGAUACAGAGAGAUGGGACAGAGAAGACGAAUAUGGUACUCCAUAUAUGAUACGUGUACAAACUUCGGACCAACCGAGUCCAAAUUCGAUUCGGUUAAGAAGAGGAAGAGGGGAGUACGAGACAUUGGAGGGAAAAGAUGAGAAUUAAUUGAGAAGGAAUCAAUAUGAAGGAAUUGAUAGCAGGACAUAAUUAAACAAUUGGUUUUUGGAUUUGUUAUUCUUGGGCUCUUUGUGAAUUAAAAAUAAAGGCCCGUAGAACUUCACUAAUAGGCUGUGGAGUUGAAUGCAUGGAAUAAAAGGAAAAAGGGAGUUCGCAAUUGGUGACUUUUGACGGCAGAAUUUGGUGGCAAGAGGUAGGACGCACGGAGAAGGCAGCUGUACACGAUUCAAGGCAUGAGCGUUUAGGUGGCUUGUUUCAAGCGUACUGUUUGUAGGAUUUAAUAUUUUUCUCAGUUUAUUCAUGUUUGGAUUGGUUUUUGACAUUGACGACGUCUUUGAACAAUUUGAUGUGUUGGUUUAUUUAAACUAUUUGGAUGUGUUUUGAGUUCUUGCUUUA
Molecule: messenger RNA, 3608 nt
Organism: Helianthus annuus (common sunflower)
Lineage: Eukaryota; Viridiplantae; Streptophyta; Magnoliopsida; Asterales; Asteraceae
Product: probable disease resistance protein At4g27220
Exons: 3
Coding region: 111-3200 (1029 amino acids)
Molecular function (GO): ADP binding
Source: RefSeq, a predicted model, not a curated record